AUGGCACUGCGGAUUCAUCACCAUCUCUGCUGCUUCUCCUUUUCUUCAAGGCUUUUCUCUUCUUCCUCCGAUAUCUGCGGGCCUUCCGGUCUCAGGGCUCGGACCUUGACCAGAGAGUGCUCCCGAGGGGGGCUGAGGAUUCCGGCGCGUAGGAGACCUGCGCGCGGGAUGCCUACAUUCUGCCUUCCGGUGAUCUCGGCCUCCGCGCUCGAUCUCACUGAGGAGAACGUUCGUUUGGUGCUGGCCGAGGCUAAGACGGAGGCAAGUGCGAUUCGCCAAGAGAUGUCUCAUAUCAUUUUCCUCUUGAAUCUAAACUGCUGUCUCAUCUUCAUAUCCUUCCCUUUUGCAGCUCGCCCAGAUUUUUGACUCCUCCGUGGGGAUUACAGGUUUUUUUUCUUCUUCUUAUGAUCUAUUCUGUCUGAUAAUCGCGUUCAAAUUCGUUCAUAAGACUCGAGGGUUCGGAGAGCAACUCAGUGGUUCUCUGCCACUGAUCUAGUUAGUUUUCUAGGUUUCCGAAAUAAGCUUCUAAUGGAUCGCAUUCGUUUUUUUUUCUUUUUCUUUUGAGAUGCUAAAUCGAGAGGGAAACUGAAUUGUUCUUCGUAUCGGUUUGUCUGGGAAUAUGAAGGGGAAGUUGAUCUUGCCGAACUCGACGGCCCCUUUGUGAAGCUGAGAUUCAAGGGUCGCUUCUGGCACAAGAGAUCCACCGUGCUCGCCCGGCUUGACAACUACCUGAGGAAUAGGAUCCCUGUACAUUCCAGCGCCUCACCUUCAUCUCACCUCUCUCUCUCUCUCUCAGCCUUAUUCUUUUGCUCAUUCCUUCCCUUCUUGUUAACCAGGAGAUUUUGGAGGUGGACAUCGAAGAUGAGAAUCAGCUGGAUGACAGCCCCGCAAGUUUUUGA
Messenger RNA from Spirodela intermedia, 899 nucleotides. The record is from the annotation of a GenBank genome assembly. Lineage: Eukaryota; Viridiplantae; Streptophyta; Magnoliopsida; Alismatales; Araceae.